CUUACUGAGUCGGCGCACGUCCUUUGUUCAGCAACCGCUCAUCAACAAUACGAUUGAGGGAAGUUGGCAUGGUUUAGUUUUGGCUUUUAUCGUCCUUAAUAACACUUUGACAGGGAGGACCUAACCUGUAUUCACCACACAGUUUCUCAGCUUAGCUGAGACUCUCCAUGCUCAGAAUGGAAACUUCCUCGAUGGCAACGGACACAGUUGUGUUUGAAAAUCCAGACGAGGCAGAAAUUGAAUCAAGCGAAAUCGCGCCUGUUGAAGUUAAUGAAACUCGUGCUCAACAGCCGGAAAUAGAAAAAUCGCCGGUACAACAAGUAAAUAUGUUAGAUGUUACAAAGUUAAGUUACGAACUUCAACAGGGAUAUCGUGUCUUCAUAGAAAUGUCGAGUGAUGCAUACAAAAAUGUGACUUGGCCAUUUAUGGAGCCAGUUGAUGCUGAAUCACUUGGACUCUGGGACUACCACGACAAAAUCAAGGAACCCAUGAGCUUCCAGGAGAGUAAGUACAACUUUUUAUUAUUCAUUGUUGUUGGAUUUUAGUAAUUAAAAUACGCAGUUCAGUUGUAAGCUCAACUUUCCUAUUCGUAAAUUGUGUAUUGCAUAAACUUUGGGUGACAAGCAAUGACGUUUCUCGGUUUGAAGAAAAUUAAGCUUUGGUUGUCCUUUGCUCCAACAAAACUUGUUAUUUUGACUAAUAAUAAUCGAGAAUAGUGAUUUAUACUCCUUGUAUUAAACUUCCUACUCAUUCCUCCUCUUACAUUUCCUUAAAUUUCUGGUUUUGGAAAACACUCUUAAUUUGCAUGGUAAGAAAGGAUAUUGUUGCCUAAAGAAUUUCAAACAGUUUUCCCUUUAAACUCUAGGAAAAAGAGAUAUCUGCCGAGGGAAUCCCCACAUUGGUUGUUUAGGUUGCUUGUAAACUAAUUAAGGACCUUAACUAUUUAUUUUGCCCAAGUAAAGAGGUUUAUUACUUCAAACUUGUGAAGGUAACUUGACUACAUAAUUGACUAUUGAAUCAUGUGAAGCUUUAUAGAGAUGCCUUUUUCUUUACUUGCUUACAAAUAUUUUUUACUGAGAAUAAUUACAGGAAUUAUUGAAAUACAAUACAUCACUUUAUUCAUAAUGGAAAUAGGACCGUUUUGGCAUUAAUCCAGGGACAUUGUUGGUGAUUGACAUUCUAGUCAGUGUGAUGGUGUCUGGGUGUGUGGGGUUCAUGACUGAGUUGUAUUGAUUGGCCGACAGUGGCAUAGUAUGGUGCAUUUGAUGGCUUGCUGACCACAGUGGAGACCCAGCAUUACAUUACACAGAACAGUUGAUAAACAAGAUAUAAUCUAUGUCAUUUAUUUUCAUUUCCUCUUUAGUUGGUGGUAAAUUCAAUAAGUAUGAGUACACCAGCAUCACAGAAGUUGUGGCUGACAUCCGUCUGAUUCUUGAAAACUGUUAUCGCUACAAUGGAUCAAACCAUUGGGUCUCAAAACUUGGACAUAAGAUGGAGAAAAUUCUGGAGCAAAAGCUAGCCUUGUUAAACAGGUAUUUAUAAUGAACACUUCAAGGUUGUUUCCUUAGUAAAAUUGUAUGGAGCACAAAAAGUAGUGCAAUAAUUUGUUGUUAUCAAGACUUGUGUCUCACAAUGAUCACUUUGUUAUUGAUUGCAAUACCAUAAUGACCUUCUGCUGACCUUCAUCAGGUUGCUUGAUGAUGAUCAGCAGCCAGGGGUCGAAACGUUACAAUUAGUAACAAAUUAAUGGCCAUAUUUGUGGGACAAAUGAUAAACAAAGCUACAAAUCACAAAGAAUGACAUCAUUCUCUUAUAAUCAUUAUUUAAAUCUGACAUUGUAUGCCAGUAAACUGCCAUGUAUUUCUGUUUAGAAACUACUUCUAGUUGCUCUUUAAAUUUGUUGUGAACAUGAGUCUUUGAUUGUUUUACAGAUCCCUCAGAGAUAAGGUGAAUUUGGAAGCAACCAUGGCCUUAAGGAGUGAUUUUGCAUCAGUGGCCAACUCAAGUGAUGGUAAUAAUGCUGAGUUGAUCUUUUUUUCCUUUUUCAUUGUUAAUUCAGAACAAAAGGUGACAAAGAAUGUCAGACAAGUAAUAAAUAAUGUAUACUAUGUUCAUUUUAAUGCCAAUGUAGACAACUUUACCUGGUAUAUGCAGACCUUUGACGUGUAGUCACUCUCUUUACGCCUGGGUGUCCUUAGUCUCAAGGUUCAAGUGUUUACACUGGCAAUCAUAUCAUUCUUUGAAAGAAUCUCAACUUGUAUGAAGGAUUUUCAUUCAGUGUUGUCUUUUUAAACCUUUUUUUCUGGCUCAUUCACAAGGUAUUGAGAAUGGGUUCAAGAAUAGUUGGAAAUUAGUAUAAUGUUAUUCUUAGACUAAUAGACAGUGAACAUGCUGAAAUAUGUUUUAUAUUAUUAUAAUCAUUGCCAAAAAGAGAUAAUUUUCUUCCUAUGUUAUUUUCAGGAACUGGUCGUCGACGGGCUGCUGCUCGUAAUUCAUAUGUCAAGAUGAUUAAUGGAGAAGAAUCCUCCUCUUUGCUUACUCGACUUAAAAUCCAAGAGGACUUAGAAGAACGUGAACGACGCCGCAUUCGAGAGAAGGAAAAGAAGGAAGCAAAUUUAGUUCUGCUUCAAGAUUUGGCUGAGUGGGAAGAGAAGGAGCUCGGAACAGAUGUGCUGAAGGAACUUCACUCAAUGUGGGAGGUAUGAAUUCCUGAAGAUUUGAAAAGUUAAAAGUCUAAAUACAAUUAACCUUUGUUCCACUUUACAAAAUAUUUGAUUAGCAGAAAUGAUAUUGUUAUUCCUCCCAGUUGAGGUCAAUUUUUAUUAAAUUUUAAGAUGGUGCAGGGUAUCUCUUAAGAGGUAAGGAGUAGUAUCUCUCUUUUUGAAAUCUAUGUACAGUGUUAGGAACAGCAUUUGACAUUUAAUUCCAUUUUUUCUAUUUCUUUCACUGUCAUUGUUCUCAUUGUCAGGCUACUGGACGACUCAAGCAUUUCAAUUAAAAGCUGGUUAUCAGUGGACCACCGUCUUGUACAGGACCCCUGGCCCCUAUCUGUUGAGAUUUUAUGGAAAAGGAGCCCCACAGCCCCUUUCCUGGCCAUAGCCACCUAUUCCACCUUUGGCAGCUUCUAAUAGAAAAUGUUAUUGAAACCCCUACAUUUUUGCCUCUGUUUAAAAAUUAAUAUUAAAUUUGUAUUUUCCUUUUUAACAGAUCCCCUCCGUGGCUGGCUUGCUUUUUCUGUUGAAAGAUUUUCUGUAUAUUCCUGACCUCAGUAUCACUGAACUUGAACUGGGUUUUGUUUAUGCUAACAAGUCUUCAUUACUGGCCAGAAUAUUUACAGCUCUUUUGAUUACUCCACAUCAGAGGAAGAGGUGAUGAUGCCUUUAUUUUUACUUUACUUUUUUCACCAAAUUUUUAGGCCUCAUUUUCUGUUUUUUUAGAGAGGAAGUUCUGUUGAUAAAUUUUUGGGCUUUCUCAGUCCUGCAUUGUAUAAUAUUUAGAAUAUGUAACAGUUUCUGCUGACUGCAAGUUAAGGCCUAAGCAAAAACAUCAAACUUUUCAUGAGACGAACUCUAAUUUGGGUCACCGUAAAUUAAGUUAAGAUCAUCUGUUAGGUAAGGCAUCAAACUUAGGAUGUGUUGAACCAAUCAACUGAAUCAGACAAAAGAGCAAUUUUAGUAAAUUUUAUCCUGAACAAGGCUUAAUACACAUUCUCGUACAAAUUUUUAAUUAAUAUUAGUUUAGUUUGUUGCAUAUGAAGAUCGCCAUUUGUCCUCAAGACAAUCUUCAGAUAUUCUAUCUGUCUGAAGCAGACAGAUAGAACAUGACGAUCCAAACUCAUUCAAAUGAACUUAACUGAGCCAGACAUUGCACUUUUCAUGAACUUAACUCUCUAAGUUUGGUUCAUCUCAUGAAAAGUUUGACGUUUGGCCGAGGCCUAAGUUAGAUAUUUAAUGUUGAAUUAUUCAUUUUUAUCUUACUUGAAGUGAUUGGUAGUUUUUAUUGAUUAGUUAAUUAAUGCAAUGUUAAAUAAGUUGCCAGUGAUUUGACAAAAAACUGGAAAAUACAGGGAGGCUCCUCCCAAACAAUCAACUCAUGAGUCUUUCAAUUUUGGUACAAAAUUUAUGUAUUCAUGUUCUACAAACAUUAUACAAGACUUGAUAUUUUGAAUUAAUAAAAUAUAGGUACUGCAGGACGGUAGUCAGGCCAUCAUGUUUACUGUAGACCACAAUAAUAUUUCUUUUAGGAAUUUUUAGGAUGCUCUGUAACUGUCUAGAAGUGCUAUGUAGCUGAUUGUGUUGUUGCUACACAUAAUCUUAUAAUCUUUCAAUUCAUUUUGGGUAGUUUGUUCAAGAAGCCACCCAUGAAGUUCAAAGUUUGGGAAUCCAAACUCUGUGACAGAGUAAACGGCUGGUACAAAGCUACUGAGAAGGAUGGCCAAGAAUUUGUAAGUGUAUUACGACAUUCAAGGUUUUGUUCUAAUGCAUUGUAUCUGCAUCAAUGCUUUGCUUAAGUUGUAGGUAGCCCAUGAGCUCCAAACCUCUUAAGUAUUGAGUAACCAGCUCUUUAGUUUUGUAUAAGAACUAAGAUUCCCUUGUUACCCAAAGAAAAAUUAAAUCACCAGUGGUCGCUAGAUGUUGCUAGAAAUGAGCAAUGCUGUAUGUAUGUAUCUUGACCAUAAUGGCAGGAGAAGCUAAUUGUUUUCAUUGAGCCAAGCUGAUACAGGGCUCUAUGUGUAUAAAAUGAUACAAGUAACAUAUUUAAAAGUUGUGCCUAAAAUAAUCAUGAUAAUAAUCUUGUACUUCUGUGAAUUCAUACAGCACUGAGAUUUGCUAAAAUUUCGAUUUGGAAUAAAAGCCAAUUUGUUAUUGUAGAAUAUGUAAUAAACACCUCAGUUAGGCUGUAAUGGGACAGAGAUAGCAAGUUUUUUCCCAAGAAUGUUGACUGUCGUAACCAGACAUUAACAAUUCCAUUCUUUAUUGUUAUAGACUUGUCAACAAUAUGGCUUGGAUAUGACUCUAUUUGAAGUUAUAGGUGGGUACAUGUAGCUUGUAUUAAUGAUGUUAUUAUUGUAUAGAUGAUUUUAUCUGUCAAUAAUACAGGAUUUGCGGUCAAAUUUAAUCUGUUGCAGAUAAGCGUUGUUGGUAGCAGCAGUCUCUCAGCAGACAAAAUGAUCAAGUGAAGGCUCACAUUGAGGCUUUCAUUGAUGACAACAACAACAAUCAAUGAUAACUGUAUUAAAGCAACUGUAAAUAAUAAUAGACAAAUUUUGAUAAACUUGGAUUUCUGAUGCUGAAUUGAUAGGGCAGAAUAUGCAAUAUAUUUUUUUAAAGUUAUGGCUAACAUCAAUAAUUUUUUUUCUUUUUUUUUUGUCUCCAGGUGAAGUGAAUCCUCUUCUAGAAAAGUCCUAUAUGGACCUAACUCUCCAUCAACGAGUGUGGAUUCUUAAAUGUCUAUGUGACAAUAGCCUGGUAAGACUGAAAAUCUGAUAAAAUUAAUUUCACAAAAAGGUUCCUCUAAGAUUCUACCGUAAAAGCACUUGUUCUGUGCAAAUCAUCAGUGCUUUUGAAGGACCUCUCCAACGUGAUCAAAUUUGGGAGAGAAAAAAUUUUGUGCUCAGCAAUUCAGAAAACCCUGUUUUUCCUUAGAAAUAAAAUUCAGUGAAGUUAGUCAAUCGAUUAGGUAGGCCUUGUGUGUAUUUCUUUAUACUGUUUUGUCUUAAAUUGGAAUUUUACUUUGACAUGUCUGUUUGUUUUCUUUCAGGUGAGGGACUAUGAUUUUCGUGAUCACCUGACCACUAUUGCUCCAACUGAUCAAAGAGAAUUACUUUUGGGGAAUGAUGCCAAUAACUGGACGUAUCUGUAUUUUCCUAUCUUCUCUGCCACUGAUUUGCGUAUCUACAAGCAAUGUCCUUUGGAGGUUCCAACAUUCAGCAAAAGAAAGAAAAAGGUGCGACUGAUACAAAAUUGAACUUAUCGUAAAACAGUAAAGAUUUGUCUGUUUUAGUUGUCUCUUGGUUUCUUUAGAAAGAAGUCAUGAAAGUAAGUAGUGUAUCUUCAGUCAGCUCCACGCUCUCGUUGCUCCCUGCCCCCUAAGUCAUUUCGCAAGAGGAACACCUGUAUUUUGGCUAGCCUGUGUACAGAUGCCCCCUCCCUCCAAAAAAACUUGGGGAGAGAGACUCUCUCUCUGUGAUUCUUUUUCUAAGGGGAGGGUUCGUUUGUAUACCGGCCAUGUCAGGCUAUGUCUUAGCCUGAAAAUUUCUAUACUUACAUGUAUAAUGUAAAUCAAAAUUUACAUACAAUAGAAUCCUGAUUUCUUGAACCCCCACUUUUCUACUCUUGGAUAAUUCAAACCAAAACUAAUUUCCCUUCACAAGUCAAGUACUAUAAUUUUGACUACCAAAUUUUCAAACCUUUUGAUUAUCCAAACCAAUUUAGCUUUCUUAAGUAGAUUCUGAAAAGUAGAAUCCCACAGUAAUUAAUUCAGUAGUUUUGGGUUUCUGGAUGUAGACAACUUUGGUAUCCAACUUUUAAAGCCAAAAUGAUCCUGUGAAACACAGCUGUAGUCAUAAGCUAGAUAACUACCAAAUACCAAUACUUUUCCAGUGUCGUGCAUAAGUAUAAUAUUAACUUUAUGAAAGAUUAGCUAACCACAUUUUGUUACUCAUCAAGGUUACAACACCUCCACCAGCCAUAGUAAAACCUAAAGUGACUCCAGCCAGGGCUGCCACACCCAUCCCAUCCAAGCGAAAUACCAGACUUAGAAAGGUAAGUUGAUAGUUCCUGUGCCAGCUUUACAGUGUAGUUACACACUUUAUCUCUCUGAUUGCUUGUGACAAGGUUGUCAGCAGUAAUCAGUGAAAGCACAGGGGUGCAUAGAGUUGAGUUUUAAUGUACAUGAGACAGUGGAAAACCAGUAUGAAUUCUAAAUGGAUUUCAGGAUGUCAGGGCCAACAACCAACCGUUUUCCCAUAAAGCCAGUUUACAAGAGAAAAACGAUUUCUUUACAACAGUGAUAUGUAAAAGAUAAUCUUCUAAAUUUCACUCACUGCACAUGAUCAUAUUCAAGAUCAGAUCAUAAAUGAACCACAUUCCUAACCGUCUUAAAUUUUGUUGAAUGGAAUUUGUUCCUUCAAUUUUCUUUCAUGCCUCAUUUCUGCUGAAAUUGCUCCUGCCGUUAAUCCCGUGAGUCCAUGAGCCAGAACCAAAAUUUGAUACCAUUUUGAGGGAUUAUACGCUAAAACACUUUUACCUUAACAUGGUACCAUUAAGUGCUCUAGCUCAUGGAGUGGGACAUUCUUUUCUUUGAUAGAUUGUCCUUGACGAUUUGGUUGCAAUAUUAAUGGCAGAUGCUGUAGUAUGAAUUAUGUUACUUUCAUUUGUUGUAGUUGAGGAGUAGUACACCGUCACCUGAGCCAGAAACUCCUCCUCCUCCAACACCUCCACCAUCCGAGCAAGAAGAUCCACUGGAGCCAAAAAACACGAUUGCCGAAGGCUUUGAACUGGCAGCGUGUGAUAUUGAGACCCUGAAAAAGCUUUGUGAGAAAUUUGAUGAUCCACCCCCUCCACUUACAAAACGUGGAAGAAAACCCAAGCCCCCACCUCCAAGGAAGCGCUGUGAAGUUGACCUGCAUCAAACUCUAAUAGCUUUGUUGGAGGAGUUAGAGAAGUAUGAGAUGUCGUUUGGUAAAAUGAUGAGCAAAGCAAAGAUUAAAAUCAUGAAAGAGAGUCUGGAGCCAGAACCAGAGGAUGAGCCAGGUAUAGUAGUACAGAUUCAUCAUUUUUUUUUGUACAAUUUUCUCAUCUUAAAGCCUGCAUCGCGAAAUGCUAGUUUGGUUUCUUGGAUGUUCAGGGGUUUCUACUGGAGGCCAACUACCCUGCGCCUAGACUGACUACCAAUUCCAUGGCUGGCAAUCACCGCUACCCCCAUGCAAGGCGUCAAGGCCCCCGUUACACUGGCAAGCAGUUGAAAAAGGGGGGAGAGAAAGACUGCCAUGCACGAACAACACAAGAUGGAUGAAAAAAAAAUUGUUAUUGUCCCAGAAAGCGGAACUCCUCCAGCUAACUCAGAUCAGAACAGCUUUGCUUUCACUGAAGGUUCAAGUUACGUGCAUUCCACCCUAUUACUUGGUUUUGAGUUUUUAACUUUUUUUUUGUUGUUUUAUUAUUUCUUGAAGAAGUCGUUCCUGUCGAAGAAGGAGAGGAAUGGGGCAGUGAAGAAAAUAGUGGAGAUGAAAUCGAAGACGCUGGUGCCCAGAACAUGUCAAGUGAUGAAGAUUUUGUUUUAGAAGGUGAAGAAGGGAGGAGAAGCAAAACGCCGACACGUAUGGAAGCAACUAAAGAUAGUGAAAUGACUGAAAACCAAACUGGAACACCGAUAGUGCUUCCUCAAAAGAGAAAGGCAGCUGAUGAAGCUGACAUUGUUGAGGAAUGUCAAAAGCCUUCAGGUUCUACAGAUGGUGACACUGAAAAUGACCCAUGCUCCAUCUCCAUUCAAACAGCGCCUCUGAAACUGAAGAAGAAGCGAAAGAAGUCAGUAACUACUGUAGUCUCUUCAGCUACAGUCACGGCUGUCACGCAAGCAACUUCCGCUGGAUUCACACAAGCAAAUCGACAACCAGUCAGCCAUGUUCCAGCAGGUCUACAGAUGGAUAAACAGAUAAGAUUAGCUAAUGUGGUUGCUGCAGUCCCAGCAGCUGCCGAUAAGAAAGUCGUUUCUAGUAGUUGUGUUCGUAUUGUGGCAACUGAUGGAGUAGCUACGGUGGCAUCAACGUCUCGCCCUAGUAUCACCCUGCAGGGCAAGAACGCACCAUCUGUUAGAAUACACCCCAAGCCAGUUAUCUUGAACAAAUCACAAUCAUCUACUGUGACUAAGAAACAAUCCACAGUUUCAGUGCCUACGUCUCAUGUCCAAAGCAUUGCCUCAGUUCAUCCUGUCACAGUUUCUAAAAAUCUCGCAUCAACGGCUUCUAGCCUUGCGUCUAGUCUACAGUCCCAAGCUGGUUUGUCUGCUACUGUACCAGGCUUAGGUAAGGUUAUGUUUGUGACCAGUUCUGGAGUUCCAUUGCAAGUACUGAAAGCAGUUCCUGUAUCACAGCAGUCCCUGGUUCAAGGAAAGGUUUUGAACACUGCUAUUCUGGGAAGCACUGGCAGCUUAACAUCAGCAUCUGCCGCUCCUUCAUCUUCAUCAACAUCUUCUCCAUCUGACGUAUCAGUUCCUGUAAGAGUCAUGAAAGCAGUACCUAUAUCACAGCAACAUUUGAUUCAAGCAAAGACUGUGACUACUGCUNUGCAAGUACUGAAAGCAGUUCCUGUAUCACAGCAGUCCCUGGUUCAAGGAAAGGUUUUGAACACUGCUAUUCUGGGAAGCACUGGCAGCUUGACAUCAGCAUCUGCCGCUCCUUCAUCUUCAUCAACAUCUUCUCCAUCUGACGUAUCAGUUCCUGUAAGAGUCAUGAAAGCAGUACCUAUAUCACAGCAACAUUUGAUUCAAGCAAAGACUGUGACUACUGCUGCAGGGGGCAGCAGCACAUCGUCACCUGCGUGUGUGGUGACCUCGUCGUCACCACUGUCAACUCCCACUACAUCAUCUGCGGUUGGUAGCUCAUUGUCGCUUCCUCCAAGCACAUCCAUUCAUAAGGUUGUUAUCUCAGCUGCACCCGCUAAAUCGGGCAGUACUUUAUCAACGGCCAAGGCAGGAGGUCUUGUUAGUACCACAAGUGCAUCAUCUCCUGUUAUUCUAGUGCAGCACCCAGGGGCCGGAGGGAUCGUGCCACUCACAGUUAAGGGAGGGACCAGGACCAUGUCUGCCCAAGCAGCCUCGCAGCAGUUGGUCAUUAUCAGACCUUCAAGUACAACUCAGUUAUCCGGAACAGCUAUUUCUGUUUUGGGAAAUGCAAAAAUUGCACAGACUGCCCAGGGGCAAAAGGUGGUUAUUGCACCGGCCGGGCAAAGUGUGCCGCAGGUGGAGGCAAAGACUUCUUCUGUUAUCACUGGCAACAAAGUAUUUGUCCAGGCAGCAAUGUCUCCAAUAGGAAUGAAACCAUCUGAAGCUAAGACUAAUGCAGUAGCAUCUGGAAGCAAACUACUUGUGACGACUAUAUCAACAACAACAAGUCCUACAACCAUACCACAAGGAAUAGACAGAGUACCGGCUACUUCUAUCACUUCAGCACCAACCUUGUCACAAGCUGGGCACAGCUUACCGCAAGUGGAGACGAAAGUUUCUUCUGUUGUCAGUGGCAACAAGUCAUUUGUUAAAGAGACAGUGUGUCCAUCUGGAAUGACUGCGGCUAAAUCGACGGUAGCUCUGGAAAGCACCGCUGUUCUGCCAACAACAAUGGCAACAGCAUCGAUGUUGCCAGCUUUUAGCAAAGGACCAGAUAGUAUUGUAACCAUGGGUAUCGGUUCAGCGUCAUCGAUCACUUGUCCUGUUAAGUCAAAACCCACGAUAACUGCUUCAUCUACCAGCAAUAAACAAGUUAGCCCAAAGGAAAUAUCCUCAAAUGAAGUAUCAACCACUCCUGUGACCUUGGAGAGCAAAUCAGCAGUAAUGUUGGUAAGUCCUGUUGAGGCAAAAUUGACGUGCGCGUCUUCACAUGACCAGGAAUUAACAUCUUCACAUGUCACAUCUCCUAACGAAUGUGCACUCAAAGCGGACUCACUUUGUCUAAUUACCACUGAAGCGUCUAAUACAAUCCCCAGGACUAAGAUAUCACAGUGUGAUGGCGUGAAGGUGGUACAAUCACAAACAAAGCCAGCGUUGUCACCACGGACAGACCUGGAGAAAACGGAUGCAAAAUCCGAGGACAGUUUUUUACCUGCGAAGUCUAUGCCCUUGGGUCUGAAUGGUGAAACAAAUGAGUUAGCUGAUAGUUGUACCGAUAUGAAAGGUACUGUUGGUUUGAAGGAGAAAGACUCUAAGAAUGAUUGUGAAUUGUUGCUGGACCUAACCUGCUACGAGACAAGCGUCAGUGAAUCUGGUGGAUGCGAGGAGAGUGGUGACUUCUCUUCAAAUGGACUUUACCCAAACCCAAAUACAACUCUGCCAUCAAAGCUCACUGAAACAGACGUUAAGCAAUGCAAUGGAGUUACUUCACCAUUGUCUCAGGAAGUGACGCACGAGGGAAAAGAGCUUGACUGUCAAGAUCAAAAUCUUGACACAGUGGUUGACAAAACGUCUGAGGGUAUUAUAAGCAAAUCUGAGUGAAUCAUUCUGUCCCUCUGACACUCGCCUUUUCAUUACAAAUGUGGAGAACACGGUAUUUUGGGGAAACUUGCUCAUUUAACAUUUCUAAUGUCGGCAUAAAAUCCUUAUUUCAUUGCAUGUUUUUUUCCUUAUUAAGUCUUUGCUCAAAUCUAGUAUCAUUUCAGAACGUAUUUAAAGGGAGUCCCCGAGUAGACUAAUUCAGGCUUUAUUGUGUGGACCAGAAACUCAUAAGGGGUUCUGGUGAGACCAAAUCGGAAUCGUUCUUUCUUAUUGAGACGGAUUGUUUCCCCUUUUUGUCCCACGCGUUGUGAAUGGGUUAAAGGUAACUAAAAGCCGAUUAAGAAACAGAUUUGCAAGACUACCUGGAGCAUACCUUUUUACCAUUCAAACUAACUACCAGAACCAGAUUUAUUGCCACCUGUUAACAGGCCAAACAUUUUUAAGAGCAUGUAAAGUAUCGUCAGUUAUGCGACACUGAAGCGUAUCAUAUAAGACUGUUCAAGGCUGCUAGGUUGUAAGUGCGAAGGACAACUUGCGGUGUGCAUUAAGAACUACUAAAUAAUAAACUACUAUCACUAAAAAGGAAACUGAAGAAAGGGGCCCACAAAGCCAUAUAUCAGGCGUGAGUAGGGAAAGGGUUCGAGCCUCUGCAUGAAGUAAGGGAACGCUGAGAAGGCCUGGAGAUGAGAUGAGCGGGGAGAGAAUGAACGUUUUGCGCUUUCUUCUCGCCACUAUCUUUUUGGCGCCCUGGGACUAUCCUUUCACUUUUGUUUCAACCUACGUAGCAGAUGUUGGAAAGGGAAGGGGAAAAGGAAAUGUAGGAGUACGUUUUAACGCAUGCUAAAACUCCCUUCACUUACGAACGUCCAACACGCAGGCUACACUCCUAUCAUGGAGGCUGCCUGGGGCGUUACCUUCAACAACGCUUUUUUCAUUAUUCAUGCACUGAUUUUCCAUACUACGUUUUCUGCGCACCUCGGGUAGUCUGUUAUUUUAAUAGCAUACAAAUCAGGCGAGUUUUCCGCUUUAAAACUUAUUUAAUAAAAGUGUUGAAGGAAAUAC
Messenger RNA from Porites evermanni, 12267 nucleotides. The record is from the annotation of a GenBank genome assembly. NCBI's taxonomy places the organism in Eukaryota, Metazoa, Cnidaria, Anthozoa, Scleractinia, Poritidae.